Messenger RNA from Gongylonema pulchrum, 324 nucleotides. The record is from the annotation of a GenBank genome assembly. Lineage: Eukaryota; Metazoa; Nematoda; Chromadorea; Rhabditida; Gongylonematidae.
AUGAAGGUGCUAAAUUUUGAGGUGUUGCAAUCAGCGAUUGAAAACGAAGAACCAUGUAUAAUUUGCCCGAUCGGACCGCCCGGUCCACCAGGACAAGCCGGUCCAAAGGGGCCUCAGGGCCCGAAAGGCGCUGAGGGUGAAAAAGGAGUAGAUGGCAAGAAAGGAGAAACUGGCUUGAUCGGUGCAGCUGGCCAAAUGGGUGCACUCGGAAAAGAUGGACCAGCAGGACCUCCAGGACAACCGGGACGUUUGAUACCGAUUAAUGGGCCUGUCGGACCCGUUGGACCACCAGGUAAACUUUUGAUUCGAGGUAGUAAUUCAUAA